UUUUUAAGGUUUCUGCUACAUCAAUAGUUCCUUUCUGCAUCGUCCUUGUUGUUUCGUUUGUAGGUUUAAGUUAUCUCCUACUUCCAAGGCAGGUUUGAAUCAGAGUAGGAAGGUUCUUCUUACACUGAGGCGUAAAGGAUGAAGCUUGACGUGAAUGUGUUGAGAUAUCUAUCCAAAGAUGAUUUUCGAGUUCUCACUGCAGUCGAGAUGGGAAUGCGAAACCAUGAGAUUGUUCCUUCUGAGCUUGUGGAACGCAUUGCUUCUCUUAAACAUGGAGGCACAUACAAGGUCCUGAAGAACUUGCUUAAGUAUAAGCUCUUGCACCACGAUGCCUCUAAAUAUGAUGGAUUCAGACUCACCUAUCUUGGUUAUGACUUUCUUGCUAUUAAAACAUUGGUCAACCGUGGUAUAUUUACUGGUGUUGGUCGUCAAAUUGGGGUCGGUAAAGAGUCAGACAUAUUUGAGGUCGCUCAGGAAGAUGGAACUAUUCUGGCAAUGAAGUUACAUAGACUAGGGAGAACCUCCUUUAGGGCUGUCAAGUCUAAGCGUGACUACUUGAGGCAUCGCAGUAGUUUCAGCUGGUUGUAUCUUUCCAGACUUGCGGCUCUCAAGGAAUUUGCUUUUAUGAAGGCUUUGGAAGAACAUGACUUUCCGGUUCCCAAAGCUAUUGACUGCAAUAGGCAUUGUGUUAUCAUGUCCCUUGUGCAAGGUUACCCCAUGGUUCAAGUGAAGCAAUUACAGAACCCUGAGACAAUUUUCGAGAAGAUCAUUGGCAUUGUUGUUCGUUUGGCUGAGCAUGGUCUAAUUCAUUGUGACUUCAAUGAAUUUAACAUCAUGAUUGAUGAUGAAGAGAAGAUAACAAUGAUUGACUUUCCACAAAUGGUAUCUGUUUCACACCGAAAUGCACAGAUGUACUUUGACCGUGAUAUCGAGUGCAUCUUCAAGUUUUUUAGAAAAAGAUUCAAUAUGACUUUCCAUGAAGAUAAAGGUGAAUCAGAUGAGACGGAGGUGGAUGAGAACAGCAGACCAUCUUUUUACGAUAUAACUAAAGAUGCUAAUGCUCUGGAUAGAGAUCUAGAAGCUAGUGGGUUCACAAGAAAGGAGCAGAAUGACCUCGAUAAAUUUAUUGAAGGCGGGGUGGAGAAGAGUGAAGAUUCUGAUGAGGAUGAGGAUGAGGAAUCUGAUGAUAAAGAGCAGACAUGCGAGUCCAAUGAAGAGGAAAACGUUGAUGAAUUGAAAUCAUUACAGUUGCAAGAGAAGGAGCAGAAAAGUUCAGAUGGUGUUGAGGCAGAAGUUAAGUGUGAUGUUACCGAGAAAGGUGAAAACAGUGAAGACAAAGAUGAUGCUGAAAGCGAUGAGGAGGAGGAAGAGGAUGAUCCAGAGCUGGUCAAACAAUUGGGAAAGCAAAGACGCAGAGCCAUGGCAGCAGCCAGAGGAGGUAGAAAGUCGCAGUCGUCAAGAAACACAUACAAGGACAAAGGAGGCCGAUCCCAAAACUCCAAGAUUCACAGCAAUAUGAGCGGCUGGUGAAAAAAAAAAAACUUUUUACAGAAAUUUUGAUACACAAAACUUUUUGGUGAAAGAUACGGUAAAAAAACUCCAAACUCCAUAAUCGUUUUUUCUAGCGACUUUUCUUGAUUCAUCAAGAUUUUAAAAUUGAACACAAACCAAUGUACUGAAUCUACUGAUGAAGAGAAAUCUAAACUAUAAUGGAUA
Molecule: messenger RNA, 1716 nt
Organism: Camelina sativa (false flax)
Lineage: Eukaryota; Viridiplantae; Streptophyta; Magnoliopsida; Brassicales; Brassicaceae
Product: serine/threonine-protein kinase rio2
Biological process (GO): maturation of SSU-rRNA; protein phosphorylation
Cellular component (GO): nucleus; cytosol; preribosome, small subunit precursor
Molecular function (GO): ATP binding; protein serine/threonine kinase activity
Source: RefSeq, a predicted model, not a curated record